Messenger RNA from Seriola aureovittata, 7849 nucleotides. RefSeq names its product PR domain containing 16 (gene prdm16). Gene Ontology annotation, biological process: regulation of transcription by RNA polymerase II. Gene Ontology annotation, molecular function: histone H3K9 methyltransferase activity; DNA-binding transcription activator activity, RNA polymerase II-specific; protein binding. NCBI's taxonomy places the organism in Eukaryota, Metazoa, Chordata, Actinopteri, Carangiformes, Carangidae. The record is from RefSeq and is a predicted model, not a curated record. The transcript has 17 exons. Bases 287 to 4549 code for a protein of 1420 amino acids. Gene Ontology annotation, cellular component: nucleus.
GUGGUAAGGGGGGAGGGAGGGAAGGUGAGAUGGUGAGGAGAGAGCAGGAGGAGGAGGAAGAGGAGGAGGGGAAGAGAUAAGUGAUCUAAAGGGGAGACGAUAGGACAAAAAAGUGAUGAUGAUGAAUACAUUGGAAAGUUUUUUGGCCCCGGCGAGGGUGUCAGAUUGAAUGGCCUGUGCGCAUGUGCGAAGGUGUCCAAACUGACAAUGCUGGUGAGAUGAAGAUAGUGUUGUUGCUGCUUCUGGGCUCACGGAGGACGACGAGAGGAAUCUACAAGCCGACAAGAUGAGAUCCAAGGCGAGGGCGAGAAAACUGGCCAAAAAUGACAGUGAGCCAGUGGACAGCAUGUACGACACAGAGGCUGACCUCCCGGGUUUAGCGGCCGGCAGCGGAGGUGGCGCUGACAGCCCAGAAGACGAUGCAGAGGACGGCGUCAUGAACAUGUCCCCCCUGCCGUCACCGACUCCUUCCCAUCCAAACAACAACCACCACCACCUGCUGCACCCCCACAUCUACGCCACCCACCACCACCACCACCACCUCCACAACAACAGCAACAGCAGCAGCAAUGACCAGGACUUCACCACACCCAAGGAGGGCUCGCCCUAUGAGGCGCCUGUCUACAUUCCUGACGACAUUCCCAUUCCCAGCGAACUGGAGCUGCGGGAGUCCUCUGUGCCUGGUGCCGGCCUCGGCGUAUGGGCCAAGACCCACAUUGGCGCUGGCGAGAGAUUUGGUCUGCACAACACACUGCAUCAUGGUGCCACGGGCAAAGAAAGCUCCUUCGGAUGGGAGCAGAUGAUGAAUGACCAUGAAGAAGCUUCCCCUGACAGCUGCGUCAAAAAGGUGGUGGAUGACAUGGGCAACGUCAAGUUUGCGCUGGACACAGGCCCAGAUGCCACCAGCAACAGCUGGCUCAAAUACGUCCGCUCUGCCCCGUCAUUUGAGGAGCAGAACCUCAGCGCCUGUCACCUCACCGGAGACCAGAUUUAUUAUAAAGCUGUGCGGGACAUUGAGGCAGGGGAGGAGCUUUUAGUGUAUAUGAAGGACGGUGUUUUCCCCGAGGGAUCCAUGGCACCCAACCUACAAGACGAGCAGAUGUACCGCUGUGAAGACUGUGAUGAGCUUUUCUCUUCAACACUUGAGCUACGGCGGCACCAGAAGUAUUCGUGCUCCAGCGGCGGCUCCAUCUUUGACGCACUGAGAGAUGACUUCAAACAGGAGCGGGAGGACAGCGACGAGCCGAUCCACGAGUGUAAAGACUGCGAGAAGAUCUUCCCAAAUGAGUACAGUCUGGGCCAACACAUGAUAGUCCACACAGAGGAGAGGGAAUACAAGUGUGACCAGUGCCCCAAAGCCUUCAACUGGAAAUCCAACCUCAUCCGUCACCAGAUGUCACAUGACAGUGGCAAGCGCUUUGAGUGUGAAAACUGUGAUAAGGUACAGCAUACCCGGCACGUGUUCACAGAUCCCAGCAACCUUCAGCGCCACAUCCGCUCCCAGCACGUGGGGGCACGCGCUCACACAUGUCCUGAGUGUGGCAAGACCUUUGCCACCUCGUCAGGCCUCAAGCAGCAUAAGCAUAUCCACAGCAGUGUCAAACCCUUUAUCUGCCCUGAUGGGCUGCGUCUUUUUGCUCCCCCAGGCGAGGUGUGCCACAAAUCCUACACCCAGUUCUCCAACCUCUGCCGCCACAAGCGUAUGCAUGCUGACUGCCGUACCCAGAUCAAAUGCAAGGACUGUGGGCAGUUGUUCAGCACUACCUCCUCCCUCAACAAGCAUCGCCGCUUCUGUGAGGGCAAAAACCAUUAUGGCUCUCCUGCAGGGAUGUUCAACCCUGGCAUCCCCAUGAGCUCUAGUCCCAUCAUGGCCAAGGCCAAGUCCCAUCAUUCCCACCUUCCAGGUCUAAACCAGUCAGGUUUAGGAUUCACUGACUACUUUCCGUCCAGACCUCACCCUCACGCUGGCUUGCCCUUCUCCCCAGGACCCCAUGGCUUCCCAUCACUCCCACAUGGUUUCCCAGGUAUCUUCCCCCCAUCACUGUAUCCUCGGCCACCUUUAUUGCCGGCCAGUUCGUUGAUAAAGAGCCCGCUGAGCAGCAGCAGUCAGGAGGUGAAGCUGCCGCGGAGUCCCCUAGAUGUACCUCCACUGUCCAUGGUUAGUUCCACAAACAGUAAUGGAGGCAACGGUUUGAGUCAGGUGGAAGACAAAGAGAAAGAGAACAAACUGGAUUUGUCUUCUAGUGGAGAAGCCAAGCCAAAAUCUAAGAUGGCAGACAUGUCUGACGGUAGUGAUCUUGAAGACGUUAAUACCACAAGUGGGACAGAUUUGGACACCACAACUGGUACUGCUUCAGGUGAUGGCUCUGACCUGGAGAGCGAUGGAGAGAGUGAACGCGAGCGAAGUGGUAAAAGAAGGAAGCCAUCUGGGGCCAUAUCAAGUCAAGAAGCCCACCAGUUAGAAGACACGAACAGUGCACUGAUAUCAGCCGUGUCUAGUUCGGGGAACCUCGCAAUCGAUCGUCCAUUUCUCUCUUCUGCAUCAUCCCAGCACUCCUUCUUCCCUCCGCCCGACGAGCAAGCCCUCCCACCUGCCACCUCAAAUGCCAAUGCAGCCACCACUGAUUCCAUCAAAGCCAUCGCUUCUAUUGCUGAGAAAUAUUUUGGUCCAGGUUUGAUUGGUCUUCAUCAGGAGAAGAAGAUGGGUCCACUGCCCUACCAUUCCAUGUUUCCCUUCCAGUUCCUGCCCAACUUCCACAACUCCCUCUAUCCCUUUAGUGCUGAUCGAGGCGCCCUUAAUCCUAGCCUGUUCUUUAAGGCAGAGCCCAAGUCACCCCGCGAGCAGCUGCACAAGAUAGUCUCUGGUGCCCCGGGGGCUCCUGCUCCCACAGCAGAGUCACCAUUUGAUCUCACCACAAAGCCCAAGGAGACCAAGUUAGCUCUUCCCACCCCAACAAACCCCUCAAACCCCAACAGUAGUACUGGGAGCAGUAGUGGACCUUUAGCAAUAUCUAGCAGUGAAGAACAGCCAUUGGACCUCAGCAUUGGCAGCCGGACCCGAGGAGGUCAUAAUGGUGUGUCAGCUGAGCCACAUAAUCGAAAGAACCACGUCUAUGGAGUUGGAAAGGGGAUCUCCAUCAAGGAUGAAACCCCAGCUGGAUUUCCACACCCCCUCUCCCAGUCAUUGCACCAAUCCUCCAUCUCCCAGCACCAGCAGCCCCAGGCACAGCCUCACCAGCCUCCACCCCUACACUAUGCCAAGCCCUCAGCAUUCUUCAUGGACCCCAUAUACAGCAGGGUGGAGAAGAGGAAGUUACUCGACCCCGUAGGAGCUCUGAAGGAAAAGUUCCUCAGGCCCUCACCACCACUCUUCCAUCCACAGAUGUCAGCCAUGGAGACCAUGACAGAGAAGUUGGAGAGCUUUGGGGCUCUAAAACUUGACGCGCCGCCCAAUUCGCUGCAACACUCAGCUCAUCCACUGUUCAAUUUCCGCUCACCACCACCUUCCCUCUCAGACGCCAUCCUCCGUAAGGGCAAGGAGCGCUACGCCUGCAGGUACUGUGGGAAAAUCUUCCCUCGUUCAGCAAACCUCACCAGACACUUGCGGACACACACAGGAGAACAACCCUACAGGUGUAAAUACUGUGACCGCUCAUUCAGCAUCUCAUCCAAUCUUCAACGCCACGUUCGCAACAUCCAUAACAAGGAGAAACCCUUCAAGUGUCACUUGUGCAACCGCUGCUUUGGUCAGCAAACCAACCUCGACCGCCAUCUCAAGAAGCACGAGCAUGAGAACAUUCCUGUGAGCCAACAGUCCGGGAUGCUUUCCAACCUAGGAACCACCAUCUCCUCGCCAAACUCCGAGCCAGACAAUCAUGCACUUUUAGAUGAGAAGGAGGACUCGUACUUCUCGGAAAUCCGCAACUUCAUUUCCAACAGUGAGAUGAACCAGGCCUCCAGCUCCAUGGAUAAGAGAUCAGACCAGGCCGAGGAGGAGCGCCCACCAAGCCACAGUCUGUCCAACUCCAAGCUAGGGCUCCAGGGGCUGGAGGAAGAGGAAGAGGAAGUGGAGGGUGACGACGAGGAGGAGGAGGAAGGCAGCCUGACAGAGAAGUCUCAUGAUGAGGCGCCUGAGUCCCCGUCUCCCGUCACGACAGGAGUGUAUGAAGAAGAUGAGGAAGAGGAAGAGACGGAGACGGCUCCAUUGGCUAUGAGCUACGAACACACUCGCAGGUGUAUAGAGGAGGAGGGCUCUCUCUUGGACCUGGAGGGUUUGCCUAGCUUUCCCAAGAGCCUGGAUGGGUUACGUAAAGCAGCCAGUGACGAGCAACCCUUUGAUGUUAAAGACAUAUUUAACACUUCGCUAGAGUCGGAGGCAUUGAAAGAGACUUUGUACAGGCAGGCCAAAACCCAGGCUUAUGCAAUGAUGCUGUCUCUCUCUGAGAACAACCCUUUGCAUGCGCCCUCCCAGAACUCUCUGGACGCUUGGCUGAGCAUGGGAGGUGGACCGUCUGAGACGAGCAGCUUUCACCCGCUCAACCACAUCUAGACAAAAGAGAGAAGAGGUGGGAGGAAGAGUAGGAGGAACAUAAGUUUCGCAAAUGGAUAGAAACGUGAGACUGAGUGGAGAUGAGUAGUGAGAAGACGUGGAUGCCUGGAGAAGAAUUCAGUGUCACAUACAUUCAAGAUAGGAAGUGUUUGUGUGGAUACGUGUGUUCAUUUGUGAGUGUGCGUGUGUCUGUGUGUGUAUGUGUGUGUGAGUGAUAGAGAUUGUCCCUAGGAGAGGGGUCUCGCAAGACUCUGUCAAAGAGAAAGCACUGCUAAGCUCCUGUUGAUGUGAAGGACAUGAUGAAUGCUUCUCAACAGCAUUGAAACUCUGCAUUACUCUGACCCUCCCCAAGUCCACAAGGCUCACUCCAGCACCACAGAGACCCUGCGUUAGGCUCUCAUAAAGACACUUAAUGACUUGUAUGUCUCUAAAGUCUGUGUACACCGCCUACUACAAGCACUGCAGCAUCAGCACUGCAUUAGCACUGCAUGUCCACAAGGUGGUGCUGUUUUACCAGGAACAUAGUAGGCGCGUGCACUAUUGUCUCCAGGUUUUCCCCACCUAUCAUGGGCAACUCAUGAACUGAUCUUGUUUCAAUUGUAAGUGCAGAAUCAACAAUAGCACCACACUAAAUGUUACUUGAGGAAAUGACAGUUCCAGUAGACUGUUUUGAUUUUUGAAUGAUUAAAAUGGAGAAUGAUGUUCGAUGUUCAAUGUGCAAAUGUGCACGGCAACUAGUGAUUUUAAUGAGCUAUCUGGGACACUAGCCAUUGUAAUUGGUUACCCAAUUUGAUCAUGCUGAAAAUGAAUUUAAAUCAUACUCAAAAAAUGAGGAAGUCUCUCUCUGCUUGUUUAUUUCAUCGUCAUUUGUUAAUUUUAUUUACUUACUUUCCUCUUAGAUACCACAGUAUUGUUUCUUUGUAGGCACCACAGUGCUAAAUUGUUAAUAUAAUUAUUUUAGAGAAGGACCAAAAUUGUAUGAUAUUGUCAUAUGAUGUACAAAAUAACCUAGAUGUUCAUAGCAAGAGUGGUAUGUGCCAAAUAACCCAUAGAAAAUGUUCUGUUCUCUGACAAUCAUUUCAUGUCCAAGGGGCUUGCAUUUGCUGUCAUAGAUUUGUUUUUCUUAUUACGCUCUUAUAUAUUUGAUUUCAGAAGUGUGUGUAUGUAUUUAUUUCUGGUUGUUUUGUCAUGACUGGAGGAGUGAAAAUGAAGAAAAGUCAUUUUAUCCCUCUUUUCUUGUUGCUGAAGGAAUGAACGCCUGUCAGAACGUGGGGGAGAUUCUGAAUCUCUGGUUUUGAUGCGUUAGUGUGCCAAAAUGGAAAGAACCCAUGAAAUUAACUGUUUUUAUUUAUAGUGAAAGAUAGUUGUAGUUAGUUUUAGAUCCUAUUUGGCAUUGUAACGUCCUGCAGUGUUUUUUUUUUUUUUUUUUUUUUUUCAGUUCAACCAUUAUAACCCAGUAUACUGAAUGUGUCUUGUUCAAAUUGGUUAAAGUAUUGGGGGGGGGGGGGCAGACUUGGACAACUUUUACUAUGAAUGUCAGAAAAAGGGCAUUACAUUGUCACACUAUUGAAUCUGACUUGUUUCUAUCACAUCAAGCUCCCUUCCUUUCCCUCUGUUUUUCAUUUGAUAGAUUUAGUGUAUCCAAAAACAAAAAAAACUUUUUAAAAUGAAAUGUCCUGUAUUACAUGGUCUAAAAGUCUAAAACACAGUCACAUCUGCAUGAACAUCUGGUCAUGCAAGAAGGAAGGCAAGGACUCAUGAAACCAAAAGAAUAGAGUAAAGUAAACCACAGAUAGUAUUAAAAUGGACAUCAUAUUUCUGCUGGUGGUUCCUGCCAAAACAUGUAAAAAAAAAAAAUGUCUAGUUGAUUCUGGACAGGGAAAACAGAAACACUUGAUCAUUAGUUUAACAUUACAGUAUAUUCCCUGUUCUUUCUGAGAUCAUACUGAAAACUCAUUCCAUGUGGUCCACAAAGUAGCUGUGUCAUGGAGGGCAUGAGUCAUUUACUGUAGAUAACUGUAGAUAGCUGCAGGAAGCACAGGGGGUUGAGUAUUGUUGAUCAUUGUUGCCUUGGUCCUUCCUGCAUACUGGGACUUUGAGAACUUGGCCUGAUGCUGUAUUUUCAAACUAGCACUUAAACCAUGUUGGUCUAAGCCAUAAAUUGAUCGGGCUUAGGUCUCUAAAGCUUAGAACACAGAAAAAUUUUCUGACAAGUUUCACUUUCAGUAGAUGAGCAACUUGUGCUGGACAUGGAGAAAUAAGAAAAAUCGAAAACGGAAGCACUGUAAUUUUUCUUCACGACAGCAGGUGGUAGUGUGAUGCUAGGACUACUGCAUCAUCUCAUUUUUCUAAAGACAGAAGUCUUUUUUUUACAAUUCUACUGAAUGAGAUUUCAGUCAUGGUAAACACAUUGUUUUCCAACUUGUGGUUAUAAAAUGUAAAGACUUGGGUCGCUGAGUUUUUAGGUUGAUUAUAUGUAGUAAUUCAUGUCAUGGACUACUGUAAUAAGUACGCGCUGUGUAAAGCAAAGGAAUUGAAGGCAUUGAAGUAUUCCAUUUUGCCAACUUCAGAAAGUAUUCUGGCAGAUGGUCGCUGAAAUAUAUUUCAGCAUAAUAGAACAUGGUUGCUGUUUUCCCCCCACUGUUACAGGAGAAGGUAAAAUAUACAUAUUGUUUCUUUUUAACUGUAUAGUAUUUUAAAGAAUGAAAAACAAUGGUGCAUUUGUCUGAAGAAAAAAAUCAUUGAAAAAUAUGGGUUUAAAUGGAUGGUGCUUGUUUUGUUUGAAUCUGAGUUGUAUAUCGCCUCUGUUAUGUUUAUUGAAAACAAACAAAAAAAAAGAUAUUGUGCAUGACGUGUUUAGCAGUCAUAAUGAUGUCCAUUUGUGAAAUGUGUAUCAAAUCAAAAAAAAAAAAGAGAAAAAAAAAAGAAAAGAAAAAAAUAAAUCCGUAGAUGCACUUAUUGUAAAUGUGGUUAGGUUAGUAGGUUUGACUUCAAGUUCUUGACUGCCUUACAGAUGUUUGGGCAGGUGGCUCUGAAAGACAUAGUAAAGACUUGUGGGAGAAGACAUAAUGAAAAACAAUAAAGGAUUGUAGAAUAAUAUUGAACAAUUCUGAAAUUGCAGUUCUUUUGAUGCUUGUGAUUAUUGAAGAUGUACUUUAGAGAAAUUUCAUUGAAAAGAUAUGACUCUGAUGUUAAUUCUGUAGAAUAGCAAUGUAUACCAAAUGUAAUCUUUCCAAUGCUAUGAAGAAUUUAUACAUGAAAUUGAUAUGCAAUAAAACCUGUGUGCUUUUUAAAUGAGAA